This is a messenger RNA of Numida meleagris (helmeted guineafowl), 8808 nucleotides long. It is a transcript of the gene PPEF2, whose product is annotated as protein phosphatase with EF-hand domain 2. Gene Ontology annotation, biological process: negative regulation of MAPK cascade; detection of stimulus involved in sensory perception. Gene Ontology annotation, cellular component: nucleus; cytosol. Lineage: Eukaryota; Metazoa; Chordata; Aves; Galliformes; Numididae. The transcript has 16 exons. The record is from RefSeq and is a predicted model, not a curated record. Bases 5260 to 7401 code for a protein of 713 amino acids. Gene Ontology annotation, molecular function: protein serine/threonine phosphatase activity; iron ion binding; calcium ion binding.
UGCUUUCUCAAGCUCAGUUUUAUUACAGAAUUGAUAAGUAAUGAAAACUAAGUGACAUUACUCUUGCUUCUUCUGUUCUUUUGUUUCUGCAGUCCAGACUCCCUAGCUAUAAGGUCACAAAGACUUUUAGCUCAACAUGGAGAACAGGUGAAAUGUUUAUUUCUUUUUCUUUGAGAAAUUUGCACUUAACAGAAGGCAUCUUGAAAGUGUGUAAGAGCUCAUUCUUUAAGAUGAGAGAGGCCAAUGUACUGUCUUUCUCAUUCCUAAUCCUCUUUAGUAAUCCUAAUCCAUUUCAGACCUGUAACCUUUCUUAAGCAUCACAUGAGAGAAGAUUCUUAAGGCUGCUCAGAACAACUGUGCAGUAAGUAAAUCGAAGGAUCUGCACUCCCUGCAGAACAGCACAUGUGUUUUAUUGUGCAGCUCUUGAAGGCAAUGGCAGUUUCUGCUGCAUGCCUAAGGGAACAUCUUACUUCAUUAUUUAGAUCUCCAAGGAGGAGUUUAUGAAUCUGUAACCAAGUAAAUCAGAAAUUAUUGAUCACUUUGUUACUGAAUGGUGAUUAUAUAAGCAGGAGAAAAAAAAAAGUGGAGAGCAAGCUUCUUUUGUGUAUAUUUUAGUAAGUCCUUAAGAUAGCUAUUGGUGGCAAGGUAAGUUUUAUUUUUCUUUUCUCUGUAACAGUGUUUUGUGUUCAGAAGUAGUCACUUGGCACCCGUAGUUUGAGGUGAAAUGUCCUUUUUAUAUGUCAAGCUGUGUAAAUCUAUGGUUGGGACUUUCUAAGUUCUCUUUUUUGGCAUUGCUGUAACUGUGCAGAUGCAGAGUUCAGUGCAUGUAUAAAAUAAACCAAGUUUCACCAUCUUGUUUCCAGCUACAAGCAGUGCUGAGUGUGAUGUACACGUGGGACGUGAGUAUUUAAUCUAGGAGGGAAAGGAAGGAUCAUCACUUUCUCUAGCGCUAGUGAGCGUUUUUAUUCUUGUGGAAAUUAUUUGAAUUUAUUUCGUUGGUGGCUUCUAAGUGUCACGUUGUUGUUUUUCUACUAGUGGAACUUAAAUUUUGUUUCACAUCUCUCUUUCGCUGUUUCCUUCCUAGUAAACUUUCAGUGAGUGCAUUUUGUUGUCUUAUUGCCUUCCAGAUUCUGUUCGUCUCUUCCCUAAGUUGUCUAAAUGUCUGUAAAAUGUGCAAGUGGGGACUCAGUUGUGCACGUGAUAUGGAAAAUGUGUUGUCUUAGUCAGCAAAUGUGUUGCUUUGAUGUCAGCUCCAUGUGCUGGAGCAGCCUAUUGUUCCUUACCGGGAGGCAUUUGAUUCACAGGGGUGGAGCCCCAGAUCCUGCACAGAUCUGUAAUCUGGACAAGUUCAGUAAUGUUACAGUGCAUAGAAUUUGAUUCAAAAUGAUGCCACUUGCUUUGGUUUUGAAAUGAUUAAAUUAAUACUUGCAGUAAACCCAGAAAUUUACUUAGGCUUUUGCUGUUGCUGUUUUGGACUGGUAAUUUGUUUGCAUGUUUUGUUUGUUUGUGGGUUUUUUUUGUAGAUUUUUCUUUAAUUGAGACACAUGGAUUUAUGCACGUUUUCCUUUAUUAGCUUUUCUGUGUUAUUAGAUCAUAAGGUAGUAUUAAACAAGUCAGCAGCUUGUGUUGCAAAAUCAAAUAUAUUAUCCCAUGGCUUGGGAAAUGCACGUGGUUUACAGCUGUUAGAUGUUUCUCCUGCCUUUCCAGUGCUGACUCUGGUGAACAGGAAAAGGGCAUCUCCUCUCAGUGUCUGAUCUUCUGCUGAGGCACUGAGCUUUGCUGUUCUGUUAGUUGUCUAUAUCCACGUGGAGCUUUUCAGUCCAUGCAUUUUUUGGUGUUUUAGUUCUGUCCUUGUGUAAGUGCAUACAUGAGGGCUCAUCACCUGCUUUACUUAGCAUAUGUUUGGUAGAGGAUGCUCUAUGCAGCACUGCAUCCCAGGGGAGAGUCACAAGCUGAAGCCAUAUGAAUGUAUUGCAGCUUCUCAAAACAAGUGCAGAAAGCCUGUUUCAGAAGACUCCUGAGUGCGCCAGAGAAAAUCUCAGCAUCUCUGCAGGAGGGGAACAAUGGGAAGAACAAGACAAGGAAUAGGGAGCCAGCUGUUUCACAUAUGCAUCAUUUUAUCUCAAAUAUAUAUGCAGCCUAUAUUUGAGGCAGUGCCACUGUUAUUGGUUCUUUCAGGCUGCAUUUUAUGGGCUACCUUUUCUUUGAAACAGGGUUUUAGGUAUAGGAGGGGUAUAUAUAACUGUGGGGUGGAUUAGGAAGGAUCAGAGGUGCUGAGUAGUUGGGUUGGCUCCAUUUCUUCCUUACUCUUCCUACCCUUGAAGCAGGUUUCAUUCCUUUGGAUUCUUUGAUUUCUUGCUUUGCACUCCUUUGCUCAGGCUGGGGCACUCAGAAGAAUCUGAAGCAACAAAGUUAAAGUUGCUGGCUCCAGGAAUGGCUUGAGAGAGACCUUUUAAAUAAAUAAGAGAAGUAGGUAGGAGAACUCUGCAGGUGCUCCUAACACUCGAUCAUCCCUCCAUUUGGAUGGCCGGAACUCAUCCUUAAAGUACGGCUGUGCAAAUAGCAAAUGGUUGAGUUGGUUGUCUUGUUUCGCUGGAAGCAGGGAAAAGAGUUUUAUUUUGUGUCUCCAAAAGUGAUCUCAUACCCAAGGUCAUAUUUUAUCAGAACAAAUAGGCAGUACCCCUGAACGUGUUGUAGGUGCCUAUUUCUGUACUUGAGCGCUUACUUAAAAUACAUUCGUUUUUGUUUUUUUUUUUUAAACUGAUCUGACAGUGUUCUAGCUCCUGAAAAAGGAAUUUUUCUCAUGCUGGUAUUUUUAAAGGUAUCUUUAAAGCAUCCAGCUUCCUUUGAGUCUGGUAGCGUCAGGUUCCUGAGAUGGAGCUUGGCACACAGCUUGUGUUGACCUGUGCUGCGGAGGAACAGCUGGCCACACUAGCUGUGUUUCAGGGCUUUUUCUUGGAACUGGCCUGAAUCUGCUCCUGUGAACUAACUGCUCCCAUUUAGUAGCCAGAGCAUGUCCUCUGGUGUCAUUUCAUCUAAAAGGGACCUGUGCUGUGCUAUUUCAGACCGCUCUGCCAUGUAUACCAGAAUGCAGUGAGUGGAGAUGGUUGGAGAUGUCUGUUUCUAGCGCAAAUCGUUCAUACUGUUGUUUCUCUGGAUAGCUCAUAAUUACUGAAAUCUUCAGAUAUGUCUCUUUGCAAAGACACUUUUGUUUGAAUAUCCAUAUGGGAAUUCUAAGUCUACAUGUAGAAAUUCUGUGCUUGAAAAUCUGUUUUUCCUGAAAUGGGAUGUCUCAUAUAGGAGGUGACGAGUAAGAGCCUUAAUUGCUAGAGCUUUGGAUUUUUUUUGUGUGUGCAGUUGUCCUCUUAAGUAGUUAAUAAUCUGAAAAGCUGUCCGAGUAACUGCGUUAUGGAACAUAAAUGCCAUCAAGCACCAGAUGUAUUUGGGCAUAAUUUGCAGUGAUUUCAGGCCAUUUAUGGCACUGAUAAUAAAUAAUGGUGUUAGAGUAGAAGUAGAGUGAGUGGUAUUUUGUUAGGAACAUUGUAAAGUAUUCUCCUGUUGCAUCAUCUGUACAGCGUGAAGAUGGCGUUGUGCAGUUCAGCAUUUUGGGCAGGACAGAGAACUUAAGCACUUUAUCCAUCUAGAAACUUUCUGUGCUGACAUUUAGUUCAGUAUGGAUCGUUUCCCUGAGCAAAGAGUGCACGCAUACCUUACACAACACCGGAUGUGUUCCUUCAAUUAGCGUUUCUGCCGAUCUGUAGCUAUUUUGAGAGGAAAGAUGUGGGCUAGGUAGAAAGAGAAUGACGUAGGCAAAAGGGCUGCUGGAAGUAAGAAAAGGAGAAGGGAUUUUCCCUCCGCUAGUGGGAAGAAGUGCCUCUGCAGUCCCACUGCUCUGACCCUUCAGAAGCCUUUGAGAUGUGGUCUCCUGCUAGCACCAGACCUAGCGUUGAUAUAGGUGAUUUUUUCCUUCCUUUCCUUUCUUAGCAUUCUCCCCAUAUAUCCAGUUCUGGGUCAAAAAAAAAACCCAAAAAUACAGCAAACAAGUAAACAAAAACAACAAACUCAGAAACUUUAAAAUCUUUUGUGAUAUAGCGUGGAACUACUGUAGCAGUACUACAUGGAGUUUUAUUUUUCCUACUCCCCCCCACCCCCUCCCAGAGGAAAUGUCUGACAGUGGAAGGCACUCUGAUUGUCCUCAGAGUGAGAGGUUUCCGAAUUUUGGCCUAUUCUUGAAAUGGGAUCCUUUUGCUCUGAACAGAGCAAGCAGUGAGGUUAACACAAAUCUGGCUGUCCUGUCCCUUGAUGCUGGCCAGGAUCUGAGUAGCUGAUGGUAUCAUACGCCCCCGCACUCAAGCAGCUCCAUGAGGUGAAGAAAAGCAGUGUUUAUUUAACAAAGCUGAUUAUUUUCUUAUGAUAGCUAAUUGUUACUUUAUUAGACUUAUCUCCCCUCAUGCUGUGGAACUGCAAAUAGAUUUAAAUACCAUAUGUGCGUUCGUCCCUCAUAAUGAAAGUUAUUCUUCAUAGAUGGAUUUAUGCAUGAAUAUUUGCAGAUACUUAAGUGUUGCUGAAUCAAUUUAAUUACCUUGAUGCUUCAAUAUCAAAAAACUUAACUUUUUUUCUAUGCGCUAUACAAAUGCCUCCAAUAUGCAAUCAUGGAGUAUUUUAGCACUUUUUGCUUUAUCCAGGUGCUUUAGCUGCGCAUGAGUGAGGGAAGAGGUAGCAUUAGGAUUUGGAGCUGAUGUCUGUUCUCAGAGCUCAAUCGUGCUUAUUUUCUGGUAGCAUUUGAAAUGAAGGAUCGCAUCAAAGACAGCCAUAUCGCUAAGAGUUUAGGAGCCUAACAUUAAGCAUGUGGAGCAUUGUGUGAAGACACAAAUGCCUGAGUUAUACACCUACUGAACGAUUACAGUAACUAGAUAUGUAAUCUCUGAUAUUUUUAUGUAAUUGGGAAAGGUGCCGGAAUUAUUCCUAUUCAUACAGCUGACUUGAAAUUUGAAACAGUAAGACAGGAAUCCUCCUGUCAGAUGGUCUAAAAGACAACAAAGUAGCUGGAAAUACCUAUUAGCAGAAAAGGUACUUCUGCACAAGACAGGACAUACACUUGUUGAUCUUAAUAAGUGUUCAUAUAUUUAAUUAUAGACUCAGCACUGAGGGACAUGUUGCAGCAGUUUGGAUUCUGAUCAAAUGCUUUCCUGCAUCUCUCGUGUGGUUUUGGUGAUACUGGGCCAGUCUGUUGCAUUCUAGGAGUACCAGCUGGAAAACAUGGGAUCUGGUAGUUCUGUAAAUGCCAACUACAAGUACUCUCUACAGAAGUCUGAAAAUGCUUUCAAGGCAGCUGUUCUGAUCCAAAGAUGGUAUCGGCGCUAUGUUGCUCGCCUGGAAAUGCGCCGACGAUGCACUUGGAGAAUCUUUCAAUCCAUUGAGUACGCCUGUGAGCAGGAUCAGAUCAAGCUUCACAACUUCUUCAGUUACCUCAUGGACAACUUCACACCAAGCAGCAGUAAAGAAAGGGAUUUUAUCAGUCGCAUGUUCUUAAGUGGAGAAAGCUUCAAAGAGGCAGAGCUGGAGAAGUACUGCGACUACGAAUCCCUGGAGGUGCCAGACUCCUACACUGGACCCCAUCUCUCUUUCCCACUCCUUCCUGACCAUGCGACUGCCUUGCUGGAAGCUUUCAAACAAAAACAACAGCUCCAUGCUCGUUAUGUCUUAAACCUUCUACAUGAGACCAGGAAGCACCUCAAGCAAUUGCCAAACAUCAGUCAUGUCUCCACUUGCUAUAGUGAGGAGGUCACCGUGUGUGGAGACUUGCAUGGCCAGCUGGAUGACUUGUUCCUCAUAUUUUAUAAGAAUGGCCUUCCUUCCCCUUCUAAGUCCUACGUGUUCAACGGGGACUUUGUAGAUAGGGGCAAACAGUCCCUUGAGAUCCUCAUCAUCCUCUUCACCUUCCUCUUGAUAUAUCCAAAAGAAGUUCAUCUCAAUCGUGGGAACCAUGAAGACCACAUGGUCAACUUACGGUAUGGUUUCACCAAGGAAGUCAUGCAGAAAUACAAGUUGCAUGGGAAGAAAAUCCUGAAGAUGAUUCAGAAUGUAUUCUGCUGGCUACCCCUGGGCACCCUGAUUGAUCAGAAGGUCCUUGUUAUACACGGGGGCAUCUCUGAUACCACUGACCUGGACAUGCUUGAGAAAAUUCAAAGGAACAAAUUUAUUUCUGUAUUGAGAGGGAAGAAAAGAAAAGAGUCAAACAGAAAUGUGGAAAUAAAGGAGAUAAAUGGGGAGAACCAAGCAGAGCCUGAUCCAGCAGGGAACGAGACAACGCCCAGCUUACCAUCACAGCCCCGACCAGCCCAGGCUCCCAGCAUGGCCAACAGGCUGGAGUUCUCCAGGUGGGUCCGGCAGACAGUGCAGGAGCAAAUCGAGUGGUGCCGCAAGUUGGUGGACAUCAGUGAUUCAGAGGAGGAGGAGCUCACUUGCUCCAGUUUGGUCUCCUUAACAGAUUUGGAUGGGCCGUGCUGGACUCGCCAAGAGGAGUGGAAGCAGAUUUUAGACAUUCUCUGGAGUGACCCCAUGCCUCAGGAAGGAUGCAGAGAAAAUACAGUGCGAGGUGGUGGCUGCUACUUUGGGCCUGACGUGACAGGGAAGAUCCUUGAGAAGUACAACCUGCAGUUCCUCAUCCGCUCCCAUGAGUGCAAGCAAGAGGGCUAUGAGUUCUGUCACAACCGGAAGGUACUGACCAUAUUUUCAGCCUCAAACUAUUAUGAGAUUGGCAGCAACAGGGGAGCUUAUGUGAAGCUGGGGCCAGACUUGGUCCCCCAUUUUGUUCAGUACCAAGCAAACAAGACAGCCCACACCCUCACCAUGACCCAAAGAAUCAGCAGAGUAGAGGAGUCAGCCUUUCGAGCCCUGCGGGAAAAGCUGUUUGCUCACACCUCUGCCCUCAUCAGUGCAUUCAAGGUGUACGAUAAAGACAACACAGGAAAGAUCACGCUGAGCAACUGGGCGACGGCGGUGGAGUCAGUCUUGCGCCUGGGAUUGCCGUGGCGGAUGCUGAGACCACAGCUGGUGCGCAGCACAGCAGAUGGCAUGCUGGAGUACAAGUCCUGGCUUGAUGAUUUGGCCAUGGAGCAGCGGAGCCAAGAGCACAUCCAGUCAAGCCUGCUGGAAGUUAUCUAUCGAAACAGAUCCAACCUGGAGACCAUAUUCAGGAUCAUAGAUAGAGAUCAUUCAGGUCUCAUCUCAUUUGAGGAGUUCCACCAAACCUGGAAGCUAUUCAGCUCCCACAUGAACAUUGAACUCACAGAUGAUGGCAUCAAUGACUUAGUUCGCAGCAUUGAUUUCAAUAAAGAUGGAAACAUUGACUUCAACGAGUUCCUAGAAGCCUUCCGCCUUGUCAAACAGUCCCAGUAGUGAGAACCCAGGGUGGAUCAUCACAUCCAAUGCCUUGUCUGCCACACCAGAAGGACUGCUUCCUACCUAACUGCAGAGCAUGCCCGCAGCCACAAAACAGGGAGAGGGAAAACAGGUUCCUGGUGCUCUUCAUGGAAGACAGGGACUACCCAGCCAAAAGCUGUGAUCCAUUUUGGGAAGGUAAUGGUAAAAUAUCAGAUAAGCUGCACUUCUUCUAUGACUGCAUUUUAAAAGGGGCUUUGUUAUAAAUAGAAAACCCUGCUCAAAGGGAGAUACAAGUUAAUUUCUCUCGUCAGUGCACAUCAUGAAACCCUACCAGCCUAUUCAAGUUGAGUAAAAUUAAAGGUAUUUCUUGGAGGCACUGCUUUUCUAAGUAGCAAUUGCUAGAGCACAACCUUCUUUAAUAAUAAACAUUUUUCUAGAUGUCUUGUUCUGGGCUGUUCAUCAUGCCUUCUCUCUUUUUUCAGUUCUGCUAGUAACAGUGCUAUUUCUGUGAUAAUAUCUAUUUGUCCCAUUCUUUUGCUUCAGUAAGAUGUAGCUACUAAAAAUAUGCAGUGGAGCAACACUUAGAAAAAAUAAACUACCAUCACCUCACAUGUGCAAAACAGUCUCUCAAAUCUGCUGAGGGUACCUUUUGCUACUGACUACAGCCCAACAAAAACAAUGCUGCUGUAUGCUUGAGGUCAUUCAUUUUUAAAGCAUGAUGCAACUGAAGCAUAAAAAGCAGUGAGGGAAUGUUUAAAUUUUUAAAGUGCAAAUAAAACAAACUCUUUCUCUCAUACCUGCAGCAGAGUCAUUCCAGCGGGGGUGCUAUGGCCUUUGUAAUCUACUUGUUGGUUAAUGAACAAAAUUCUGUCUGUAAGGUGAGUUCUAAAUCUAAGUGCUUUAUGCUGUACAACCUCCUCCUUUCAGUUAUUUUCUGUGACAUGAGGCAAUGUGAGGACAGAAAAGGUGGUUCUCCAGUGCCUCUAGUACCACUUUCCAGUACUUAGUGGCAGGUAGGAUCUAAGGGGCAUGACCUUGUAUUUUAGUCUGGGGACUGAAGCUGCUAAGGAGGGCUGUGGCAUCACACUGAAUAGCUUGUUCCAUGCAGUGCCUAGAGGAAGUGAAAUGCAUUAACCAGGCCUUGCUGGAAGCUUCACAGCUUUACUGACAUAGCUGAAAAGGAGGCAACAUCAUGCACAGUUAUUACAAAGUCAAACUGAAUUUAUUAUUCUCCAGAAAUUCAAAUUAAAAAAAAAAAGCAGAAGACAACAUCUAGACACUUGGUUGUUAGCUGAGGGGCAGAAAAGCACUGUAAAAUUCACGUAUGUAAAAAGUCCAAAGGAAGGGCAGACCCUGGAAAUGCCCCAGAAAACUACCAGUAUUACAGAGACCAACAUAGUUCAGACAUUUCUGUAAAGAUUU